This is a messenger RNA of Rotaria sp. Silwood2, 570 nucleotides long. The record is from the annotation of a GenBank genome assembly. Lineage: Eukaryota; Metazoa; Rotifera; Eurotatoria; Philodinida; Philodinidae.
AUGUUUGGUUCAUCAUUAGUUUCAUAUUUACCAGGAAAAAUGUGGCGUUUUUUACCAAUAUUUGAUCCAUUUGUUGAUUUUUAUCUUUCACGUGACCUCGAUUCACCUAUGAUGAAGCGUGAAACCGAAACAAUUGAUAUGUGGCUAUCUGAUAAACGGAGAAAAUAUUUCUUUUAUAUUGCACGUGAUAAUAAACAACACAAUAUAGUUAUGUUAGGUGGACUUUGGGGUGCCUCUCCUGCACGUGCUCGUCGUUAUUUAUUUCAUAUUUUUCAACCGAUGCUCGUACCAUCAAUUGCUCGACAAUAUAAAGGUGCGGGUGAUCAAUUAUUUCUUUCGGACAAUAUUUGGCAACAUGUUAAAACACGUGCAUUGAUUUUCGAUAGUUAUAAUUGUGAUACAUUGGGUGGUCAGCCAUUUCUUUCUCAACGACCAGUGCCUGAUAAUUGUUUUCUUGGAUGUAUAAGGCCAUGUUGUAUUAAUACAACUUCUAGUGGUUCUCUGAAUCCAAACAAUAUUUGUCCACCAGCUUGUCGACCAAAAGAUCAUCAAGAUUGGAUUUAUUGUUAA